This is a messenger RNA of Protopolystoma xenopodis, 516 nucleotides long. The record is from the annotation of a GenBank genome assembly. NCBI's taxonomy places the organism in Eukaryota, Metazoa, Platyhelminthes, Monogenea, Polystomatidea, Polystomatidae.
AUGGUAGGUUACACAAACAAACACAACGACCGGCGAUGGGAUCUUUUGAUGGCUCCCAUUUUGGCGAACAAUUCUAUGGCAAGACUGGAGGAUCACUUGCUGCAAGAGACAAUACCAACCAAAAAUUGUCGGUCAGAUACGUGGAUGACUAUUUUAUCAUCUGACCUUAGGAGAGAAAUAGGACCCAUUUUCGAGAUCCGGCUGCUGCAAGAUUGCGAAGAAAAGUUGGUGAAAGUGUUGCCUGAAGAGAUUCAAAGUUCGGUUCCGCCAGAAAAAGAAGACGCUGUUGCCGAGUCCGGUGAAAAAGCGCUCAUCUUUCGUCCGUCUUUUGACGAGCAUCAUCCCAGCCAGGUGCCAUCGUCACAACCGAAUUCGACUCUCUUCACACAACACUUUCACUCAAAGUGCUACAAGAUUGUCUGCUCAUGUGGUCGAUGUUGUGUUGGUGUGACAGAGAGUGGGAAAAAGACAAAAAUGCUUGCGAUGGAAGCUGGGUUCGACGGUCGGAAGUUGUAA